Messenger RNA from Brassica oleracea var. oleracea, 1902 nucleotides. Its product is annotated as probable polyamine oxidase 5. Gene Ontology annotation, molecular function: polyamine oxidase activity. NCBI's taxonomy places the organism in Eukaryota, Viridiplantae, Streptophyta, Magnoliopsida, Brassicales, Brassicaceae. Bases 155 to 1786 code for a protein of 543 amino acids. The transcript has a single exon. The record is from RefSeq and is a predicted model, not a curated record.
CUCUCUCUCCCUCCCUUAUAAAUGCUCAGCCAAAGUAAUCUCUCUCCAUUCAUUCAUUCACCUUCUCCCUCUCCCUUCCUUCAUCCCCUCACCACACUUCCAACUCUCUCUCUCUCUUUACUUCAUUUCACCGGCACCAUACACACCGACACUCAUGGCGAAGAAACCGAGAAUCGUGAUCAUCGGAGCCGGAAUGGCCGGCCUCACGGCGGCGAACAAGCUCUACACUCACUCCAACAACGCUUUCGACCUCUCCGUCGUUGAAGGCGGGUCAAGAAUCGGCGGGAGGAUCAACACCUCCGAGUUCUCCGCCGAGAAGAUCGAGAUGGGCGCCACGUGGAUCCACGGCAUCGGCGGCAGCCCUAUCUACAAAAUCGCCGAGGAGACGGGGUCUCUCGUCUCCGAGGAGCCGUGGGAGUGUAUGGACUCCACCGUCGAUAAAGCUAGGACCUUUGCGGAAGGCGGGUUCGAGAUUGAGCCUCCUAUCGUCGAAUCCGUCUCGGGGCUGUUCAGUGCUCUCAUGGAGUUAGCUCAGGGGAAAGAGAUCGACGACGACGGAGGAGAUUUGGGUGAAAAUUACGAAAUUGCCACUAGGUUUUAUUCUUCCGUUAAUGGGCUUAACGGUAGCAGUGUUGGGUCUUUCUUGAGAUCUGGGUUUGAAGCUUACUGGGCUUCAGUUAGUAAAGCAGAGAAUGGGGUCGAAGGGUGUGGGACAUGGAGCAGGAGGUCGCUUGAAGAAGCUAUCUUCACUAUGUUUAGCAACACCCAGAGGACUUACACGUCCGCUGAUGAUCUCUACACGCUUGACUACGCGGCGGAGAGCGAGUACCAGAUGUUUCCAGGAGAGGAAAUCACUAUAGCUAAAGGCUAUCUAAGUGUCAUCCAUCACUUGGCCUCUGUUCUUCCUCAAGGUGUUGUUGAAUUGAACCGGAGGGUGACGAAGAUCGAGUGGGAGAGUAAUGAAGAGGAUCCUGUGAAGCUGCAUUUCUCAGAUGGGUCUGUUGUGUUUGCGGAUCAUGUUAUUGUUACUGUCUCUUUAGGUGUGCUUAAGGCAGGGAUUGAGAGUGAUGAUGGAGAAGGUGGUUUGUUUAGUCCUCCUCUGCCUGAGUUCAAGUCAGACGCUAUCAAAAGGCUAGGGUAUGGUGUUGUGAACAAGCUGUUCGUGGAAGUGUCUCAGAGAAGGUUCCCGUCUCUGCAGCUUGUGUUUGAGAAAGAGGAUUCUGAGUAUAGGUUCGUGAAAAUCCCGUGGUGGAUGAGGAGAACCGCGACAAUAGCCCCAAUACACAGCAAUUCGAAGGUCUUGCUUUCUUGGUUUGCAGGCAAAGAAGCGCUCGAGCUUGAGAAACUAACGGAUGAGGAGAUCAUUGACGGUGUCUUGACCACUGUCUCUUGCUUGACAGGCAAGGAAGUGAAGAAAGACAAUGGAAAAGCUCCAAAGACUUUUACCAAUGGCUCUUUGCGUGAGGAUGAUGAUGAGGAAGUGGUGAAAAUCACAAAGGUCUUGACGAGCAAAUGGGGAGGUGAUCCUCUUUUCAGGGGUUCGUAUUCUUAUGUGGCGGUUGGGUCAAGCGGGGAUGACUUAGACGCCAUGGCGGAGCCAUUACCACAGAUUAACAAGAAGAGUGGUCAGGUCAAUGGUCAUGGUCAAGCUAAGGUUCAUGAGCUUCAAGUCAUGUUUGCUGGGGAAGCAACACAUAGAACCCAUUAUUCCACAACUCAUGGUGCUUACUAUAGUGGUUUAAGGGAAGCCAAUAGGCUUCUCAAGCAUUACAAAUGUGAUUUUUGAUUGUUAAUGUUAAGAAUAUGUUUUUUGUUUGUUUGGUCAAUGUGUUUAGAGAAGCUUAAUUAGUUCUGUAAGAUUUUUUAAUUUUUUUUUGUUUACUUUCAAUUUGCUUUUCUGUU